UGAUUGUCAAAAUUUGCUGUUUUUUUUUUCAAUUUUGGAAUCCCACAAUAUUAUUUUUUAAUUUCUUGUUUUCCAACAUUAUGCCUACUCUAGAAACUCAGUAUAGCUCAAGAAGUCCAGGUGUUAAGCGUCUUAUGAGAGAGGCAAUUGAAUUGGCCAACGCCACAGAAGAUUACUAUGCCUGUCCUCUAGAAGCUAAUCUAUUCGAGUGGCAUUUUACAGUGAGAGGCCCUCCGGAAACCGAAUUCGAAGGUGGUUACUAUCACGGCAGGAUUUUGCUACCCCCUCAAUACCCAAUGCAACCACCCAAUAUCAUUUUGUUAACACCAAAUGGAAGGUUUGAGAUUAAUAAGAAAAUUUGUUUGUCAAUUUCCGGAUACCAUCCAGAAACUUGGCAACCUUCUUGGUCUAUAAGAACAGCACUACUUGCACUGAUUGCUUUUAUGCCUACCAAAGGUGUUGGUACUAUUGGAUCUUUGGAUUACACUCCAGAAGAACGGCAAGUUUUAGCAAAAAAAUCCAAAAGUUGGGAAUGUGUGACUUGUGGAAAAAUUGCUGAAAAACUUUUGUCAGCUGAAGCUGCCUCAAGUCCUGCUCUAACUAAAGAGGAAUCGAGUAUGCUGGAAAAUAUUGCCUUGAAAGCUGAAGAGGAUGCCAAUCGCAAAGAAGUAAAUAAUUUAGAAGAAGCAGAAGAAAUUAAGCCUAAAGGCCGUUCAGUACCAUUUAUAGAACCAGAAAUAAGCCAAGAAGAUAGUUUGAGGCAAAGGAACUUGCCUACUACUUCACAAGCAGCUGAAUUAUUGCAAAACGAAAUAACAGAUGAACUUUUAAGGGCUAGCAUUGAACGAAGUAAAAGGGACAAAUUGUGGAAAAUGGUCGUAUAUGGAAUAAUAGCAGUUAUACUGCUGCUGAUAAUAAGAAGGCUAUUUUUUAUUUAGUUUGAAAUUUUGUUGUUCCUAGAAAAAAACUGAUUGUGUAUUUGCAUGGAAAUUUAUUUGAUGUUAAAUAAUAAUUAACUUGUAAACUGUACUGAAAUUAUUCCUGGAAAACCUGCUUUUUAUACACAAAUGUGAUUUGAUAUUUAAAUAAACCUUUUAACUUUUGAGUGUAUUUAAAUUUACGGUGUUGUCAGUAUUAUUUAUUUGCAUCUAACUAUUUUCAAUGGGUUUCUUUGAAAUUACUUUUUUGUUAGGGAAUUAUAUAUUAUAUGGA
This is a messenger RNA of Ceutorhynchus assimilis (cabbage seed weevil), 1212 nucleotides long. Lineage: Eukaryota; Metazoa; Arthropoda; Insecta; Coleoptera; Curculionidae. The record is from the annotation of a GenBank genome assembly.